UUCUUAUUACCAUCAAAACCAACAGUAAAUCUGCUUAUAAUUCCACAAGUAACAACUUUGAAUGGUGUCACUGGAGUUUAUUCAAUAAUUAAUAAAGCUCGGUCUAUACUUGACAACCAUCACUAUAUGAAUAUUCAGGUUUACUUUAUAGACUUCAUCGCUUUGAUAUUUGAAUUAGUAAUGUUUAUAAUUUUAAAUAUAUUUAAAAUUUUAAAUUAUGGGAUUACAUUAUUAUAUAUUUUUUUAAUUACUUUAAUUAACGAGUUCCCAAACUGCGCAUUGGCUUUAAUGAAAGAUACAAGUCAUUAUGUUGUCUGUGAAACAGACCACUUUCUCUUGAACGAAUCAUUUCUUUUAUGUUCCAGUUUUUGUUCGAUGUGUUUGAGUGAUUUUGAGUGUUUAAAGUGCUUCAUCUAUUAUUUUGUCAAUGAGACGUAUUCAUGUGAAAAGACAACAUACUUAAAAGUUUGUGCCAUUAUUGGUAAUUUAUGUAAUUAUGGGUGUGAGAUGUGUGACGAUCUAUAUUCCCUUAAUAACAACAUGCAGUGUGUUCCAUGUUCGUCCAUUUCGGAACAUUGUGCGGUGUGUGAUAAAUAUUUGUAUCGGUGUAAAAAGUGUCAGACCAGUUUCUAUCUCUCAGAAAGUAAACAUGUGAACUCGAAUGUUGCUUUCUGUGUUGAAACAAAUGGCGAAUUUUGUUCUAAAUGUUCUUUUUGGAGUAAAGCGAGUUCUGAACAGCUCAAUCAAUACCAGAAUAUUCCACUGUGGUGGGUCAUCUUACUUAUAAUUAUCACAGACAUCAUAUUUAUCACAUUCAUAUCAUUAUUUGCUGCAUUUGUUCUUUAG
Messenger RNA from Entamoeba invadens IP1, 846 nucleotides. RefSeq lists its product as hypothetical. Lineage: Eukaryota; Evosea; Mastigamoebida; Endamoebidae. The record is from RefSeq and is a predicted model, not a curated record. The annotation marks the transcript as partial. The transcript has 3 exons.